AGGCUUUGAAAUGCAUGCUAAAUUUCAAUACUGCAGAAACCAAAGGUGAUGAACCUCAGUGGAAGCUUUUGAUAUAUGAUCGAAUCGGACAGGAUAUAAUUGCGCCUUUAUUUUCCGUAAAAGAUCUUCGUUCCCUCGGCGUAACGCUUCAUUUACUUCUUGACGUUAAACGAGAACCUAUACCAGAUGUCCCGGCAGUUUAUUUUGUUUAUCCAUCGAAAGAAAACGUCAGGCGUAUUUGUCAGGACAUCGAAGCAGAUCUCUACUCGUUUUACUACCUCAAUUUUAUCUGUCCUAUCUCACGGGAGAAUCUCGAGAUUCUCGCAGAAACCGCGGUGGCGGAGGAUUGCAUACAACGCAUAAAGAAGGUUUAUGAUCAGUACACAAAAUUUGUUUGCUUGGAGGAUGAUUUGUUCGUCCUUAACGAGCUUCCAUGCAAUCAAGAGGGGACUUUCUUUGUUCCUAAUUUUCCCCUCCCAGCCCUCAAUAAGACGUCAUGCACAGAAGAGGAUAUCGUAAAGACAACUAGUUUCAUUGUGGACGGCCUCUACUCGGUUUUUGCAACGCUUGGUUCAAUUCCAAUAAUCCGAUGCUCUCGGUUUAACGCGGCAGAAGCGGUGGCAAAAGAUUUGGACGCCAGGUUCCGUGACAGUCUUCGGGACGCCAGAAACACCCUCUUUUCGGGGAGGGAUCAUCGCAGUUUCGGAGAACAAAAUGGAAAGAGUGCCACCUUAGUUCCAUUCUCGUUCCAACGUCCAUUGCUAAUUAUACUGGACAGAGGCAUAGAUAUGGCUACUCCCUUGCAUCAUCCUUGGACUUACCAAAGUCUACUUCACGAUCUUGUGGGUAUACAUUUGAACCACGUGGAAAUGCCCGCCCAGCCCUCGGGCGAUGUACCUGAUCCUCGUCAGUCGAAGAUGAAGCGCUACGACCUGUCUGCGGCUUCUGACCGCCUCUGGCGAGCCCACCGCCACUCCCCGUUCGCAGAGGUCGCUGGCGCGCUCCAGGAGGAACUCAGUGUCCUGCAGGACCGUGAAAAGAAUAUUGGCGCGCUGAAGGCCUCAGUAACUGACGGGCAGUCUUUUGGCAAUGGACUCGCAGCUUCCGGCACUGAUGCCACAUCUGCUCUGACAAGCACCAUCAACACUCUACCCCAGUUGAUGGAACAGAAACGACGUUUGGACAUGCACAUGCACAUCGCGACGUCACUGGCUAAGGAGAUCAAAAACCGCCAAUUGGACUUGUUGAAUGACGUUGAAGAAAAGCUGAUUACUCUGCAGUCACUCCAGGAGCAUUCGUUACCAGAGUUGAUGAAGAUGAGCUGUUUCUCGGGGGAGGACAAACUGCGCCUUCUGUUGAUUGCUGCGCUCUCCUGCGGUGCGGCGUCCGCUGCGGCCUCUGGCGGAGGUGUAGGCGGCGGUAGCAGCGGAGUCGGCGGUGGUGGUGGGGCCAGCAGCAGCAGCAGUUUGGUUACCUUCAGUCUCUCCAACACUGACCUUGACCGAUUCGAAGAACAACUUAAAAGUGCUCACCCCGACUUGGACACCUCCGCGAUACGCUAUGUACACCAACUCAGACGAAUUUCGAGGUUGUCUCAGGCGGGUUCUUCGAGUUCUGUGGACGCGAGUAAAAGCAGCACCGGUCGGGCCAUGCUAAACAAACUCGUCUCGCAUGGCUCGGCCAUGUUUAUGGAGGGUAUGCGUGUGCUUUCCGGUCGGAAGUCGUACCUUCCUUUUACCCAAAUCGUCUCACAGUUGGUUGAAAACAAGACCGAUGCGGAUGACUACAGCUACUUUGAUCCUAAGCUUCAGAAGAGGGGAGUGUCAAACGUGCCACGCGCAAAGCAGCCCUUCUACGAUGUUUAUGUAUUCGUAGUAGGAGGAGGCACCUACACUGAAUACCACAACUUGAUGCAGUGGUGCCGUUCGGGCACGACGACGCCUGGCGGCGGCGGCGGCGUCGGCUCGGGCGGAGCUGGAGGCGGCCACGGCAGCUCCAGCUCCCUCAACGCACUCGGCCUCUCGCUCUCGGGGUCUGGCAACUCCUUGAUGGACUUGGCUUCGGCUGGAGGAGCAUCCGGCAGACGAAUCACUUACGGUGGAACAGAAAUCCUCACGCCAAAGAUGUUCCUUGAUCAAGUAGGUAGCAAUGCUCCCAACAAACUGCGUUGGGUUACCUGUCGUAGACAAAAAUUCUUGGCAAAAUGCUAUAACGUAAACCAGAUGCUUCGCUGGGAUUCAGAGACCAAAUCUCCGUUUUAUUUAACCUCACAAACUUGA
Messenger RNA from Mesocestoides corti, 2279 nucleotides. Lineage: Eukaryota; Metazoa; Platyhelminthes; Cestoda; Cyclophyllidea; Mesocestoididae. The record is from the annotation of a GenBank genome assembly.